Anopheles marshallii is the source of this 1641-nucleotide messenger RNA. RefSeq lists its product as uncharacterized. Lineage: Eukaryota; Metazoa; Arthropoda; Insecta; Diptera; Culicidae. Bases 1 to 1641 code for a protein of 546 amino acids. The record is from RefSeq and is a predicted model, not a curated record. Gene Ontology annotation, biological process: fatty-acyl-CoA biosynthetic process; long-chain fatty acid metabolic process. Gene Ontology annotation, molecular function: long-chain fatty acid-CoA ligase activity. The transcript has 2 exons.
AUGGAGCAGCAGGCAGCAUCUGAGCGUUUUGUGCUGUACGGUGGCGAUCUGCGUAACAGCAUCGAGGCUGGUUGUAACAGUUUAGGCGAGCUGGUCGUAAAGCGGUUACUUCGCAAUGGUGACGAAGUGGCACUGGUGGAUGCUGUUUCGGGAGAAACGCUUACGUACCAUCAGAUUCUUGCCCGUGCACUCAAGCUGGCCAAUCGCUUCCAUCGGCUCGGCAUAAAGCGUAACAGCGUGGUUGGAAUUUGCAGUGAAAACAGCAUCCACUUCCCCAUCGUUACGUUCGCAACGAUCAUGCUCGGCGGUACUGUGCUACCGAUCAACUACAGCUACAGCCCUUCCGAGUUGCAGCACGUACUGCAGCUAACCAAACCAAUCGCUCUGUUUGCGUCCGAAGCACCGCUUCGCAAGAUCGUCGCUAUGCGGAACGCUCUGCCAUCGGUUAAACUGCUCGUUUCGCUCGGCAAGGAUCGUCAAUCGCGUGGAGUGGCCCUGCUGAGUGAUUUCUUCGAUAGCAGCCCGGUCAGUAAUAUGCGCAGUUUCACGCCACAACCAGUUCCGCUGAAAAAACAAGUCGCCGUGAUGGUGAUGUCGUCCGGGACGACAGGACUCCCGAAAGCGGUUCAGCUAACGCACCACAACGUGAUGACGGUGAUGGCGUACCAGGCGGAAGAUCCACGCUACACCGAAUUGCCCGUACCGUUGCGUGUACUUGGUCUGUUACCGUUCUACCAUGUGUUUGGUUUUAUGCUGUCGCUUAACAGCUGCCUUAACAAAGUUCCCAUGGUGGUGUUGUCCCACUUUGAGCCGAACCUUUUCCUGCGCACCAUUCAAGAUCAUCGCAUUACCAUGGCAAGUCUCGUGCCACCGCUUGUGGUCUUUCUCGCCAAGAGUCCACUAGUGGAGAGUUACGACUUGCGCUCACUGUAUGCAGUGCUGUGCGGUGCUGCUCCACUCAGCCGGGAGAUAGAAGAGCUGGUCCGGUCCCGUCUGCCGAAUGUGCACACGAUCCGCACCGGUUAUGGUAUGAGUGAAACUUCCCUCGGGGUCAUAUCGCGCACAAACGAUAAGAUUGGUUCCGUUGGCAAGGUACAUAAAACCACCUACGUGAAGGUGGUUGAUCUAGAAAUGGGUGGUGCGCUUGGUCCAAACCAGACCGGCGAGAUCUGCAUCAAGGGUCCACUGGUGAUGAAAGGCUAUCUCCACAAUGACCGCGCAACGUCCGAAAUGAUCGAUGCCGAUGGUUGGCUGCACACCGGAGACAUUGGAUAUUACGACCAGGAGCAAGACUUCUACAUUGUCGAUCGCAUUAAAGAUCUGAUCAAGUACAAGGGAUUCCAGGUGCCACCGGCUGAGCUAGAGGAUGUGCUGCUCAGCCAUCCAAAGGUACGGGACUGUGCAGUGGUUGGUGUUCCGGACGAAAUCGCCGGAGAACUCCCGGCAGCUUUCGUUGUAACCCAACCGGGCAAAGAGGUUACCGAACAGGAAGUAAUCCAAUGCGUCGCAUCCAAAUUGUCACCCCAAAAGCACCUGCGCGGAGGUGUUUUCUUUGUGGACGAAAUACCCAAAACGGGCAGUGGUAAGAUAUUGCGCCGUCAGCUUCGCGAUGCUUUGCAACAGCGAAAGUCGAAACUGUAA